Brassica rapa (field mustard) is the source of this 2538-nucleotide messenger RNA. RefSeq names its product UDP-glucuronate 4-epimerase 4. The record is from RefSeq and is a predicted model, not a curated record. NCBI's taxonomy places the organism in Eukaryota, Viridiplantae, Streptophyta, Magnoliopsida, Brassicales, Brassicaceae.
GGUUUUGGUCAUAAUAGACUGGUGAUUAGGGCUGCUCUGAAUCACUGAACUGGGUUUUUUAAAGGUGGGUAAAGUAGACCACAACCUCAAAACUAUGUGAAAAUUAAUCCGGCCAAGCCCUUUCUGAGCCCAACUAUGAACUGAUUUGACUAUGUAGUAGGUUGUAAGUAGAUCCUAAUUCCCAACCUGGAUAGGUUUUUAACUCGGGAACAAAAAGGCUUUACUGUCUUACUCUUGUUUCUUGUAUUUGUGUAUUUGUCUUGGAGUUUUAACUGCAUAUGAGUAUAGAGACAAAAUAAUAGAUCUAAGAGUAGAUACAUCUGAAGGAGGGACAAAGGCAUGGGGACAUGUUCUGCCAAUUCAUAAAGGGAAAGGAGUGGACAUGUUGUUGUCUUAUGUAAUCAAGUUCUUCACAUGGGGUCUUUGAGUGUCAUUAUAGCAUUCAUUUCCUUGCACCUUUUCUUUUCUUUUGGCCUAUUGCAUUUUUCAUUACAAAAAAUAAAAUAAACAUCGUAUGAUUGAUUACAUAACCUUUUUUGGGUUUACACAUUUAAAAAGUUGGUUUCGGUAAAAGACUAAACCAUAAUGAUCUACAUCAACCCUGAUUUGCUAUACAUAGGAAGUUUAUGUUAGGCUCAUUUAUUGGUAAUAUAUAGUAAUUAUUUAGAGCAAAGCUAACAAAAUCGAUGCCCCCAAAAUCUCUCUCUCACGAAAAUAGAUGUGAUGUGAGGCUUCCCUAAAAUCUUGGAAUAUUAUUUCACACCAAUCAACUCCAUUCAAUAGCAUGACAACAAAUCUUUUCAAGAGUCAAAAACUUUUGCAGUUAAAUUUGAUUGUCAAUCAAUUAUUUUUCAAAAGAAGUCUCUCUCUCUUUCUCUCUCUUUCUUCUUCUCCUCCUUGAUUUGGAUCUCUAAAUCUUCAAUCCCCCAUGUUCAGAUUUACAAUUCACACUCUUUAAUCCUGCACACCCACCAAUCUUAUUAUUAAAUAAAAGAUUAUAUUCGUGUUUAAGCUUCUUUAAUUAAACCCUUCCAAGAAACCUGAAGACUCCAAGGAGCUUGUCAUAAAAACUAAAGAGACAAGAAGAAGAAGAAGAAGAAGAAAGGUGUUCAAAGAUGUCUCGUCUUGACGACAUACCAUCAAGCCCAGGCAAGUUCAAGAUUGACAAAUCUUCCUACUUCAACCGUCUCAGGUUUCAAUCAUCUCCCAUCAAGUUCGCAUUCAUCUCCUUCUUCCUCCUCUGUCUCAUCUCCCUACUCUUCCUCCGAUCUCCACCGUCCGUUAACUCCUCCCAAUCCGACCCAUCUCGCCGCUCCCUCCGAACCUUCACCUACGGAGGACCCGCUUGGGAGAAACGCAUCCGAGCCUCUGCUCGAACCCGAACCUCAAGCAACGGAAUGACCGUCUUAGUCACCGGAGCAGCCGGUUUCGUCGGUACACACGUCUCCUCGGCCUUAAAACGCCGCGGAGACGGCGUCAUCGGCCUUGACAACUUCAACGACUACUACGACCCUUCUCUGAAACGUGCGAGGCAAGCUUUACUAGAGAGAAGCGGCGUCUUCAUCGUGGAAGGAGACAUAAACGACGUCGAACUGCUCCGUAAGCUCUUCAAGAUCGUCUCCUUCACCCACGUUAUGCAUCUAGCCGCUCAAGCCGGAGUUAGAUACGCAAUGGAGAACCCUGGCUCCUACGUUCACAGCAACAUCGCUGGACUAGUCAACCUCCUUGAGGUCUGCAAAGCGGCUAACCCGCAGCCAGCUAUCGUCUGGGCUUCCUCUAGCUCCGUCUAUGGACUCAACACGAAAGUACCCUUCUCCGAGAAAGACAGAACAGACCAACCGGCGAGUCUCUACGCCGCCACGAAGAAAGCUGGUGAAGAGAUAGCUCAUACUUACAACCACAUCUACGGGCUGUCUCUUACAGGACUAAGGUUCUUCACCGUGUACGGACCAUGGGGAAGACCAGACAUGGCGUACUUCUUCUUCACUAAAGACAUUCUCAAAGGUAAGUCCAUAUCCAUCUUCGAGUCGGCGAACCACGGAACGGUGGCUAGAGACUUCACUUACAUAGACGACAUCGUGAAAGGAUGCUUAGGGGCUCUUGAUACGGCGGAGAAGAGUACAGGAACCGGAGGGAAGAAGAGAGGUCCGGCGCAGCUGAGAGUGUUUAACCUCGGGAACACGUCGCCGGUGCCGGUUUCUGAUCUGGUGAGUAUACUGGAGAGGCAGCUGAAAGUGAAGGCCAAGAAGAAUGUGAUCAAGAUGCCACGAAACGGUGACGUUCCGUUCACUCAUGCUAAUAUCAGCUUAGCUCAACGUGAGCUUGGGUAUAAACCGACCACGGAUUUGCAGACGGGGUUGAAGAAGUUCGUGAGGUGGUACCUGAGUUAUUACUCCGGUGGUAAGAAAGCCGCCGCGAGAUGAUUUUUCGUGUUUUGUUUUGAGUAAUUAUAUUUAAUUUAUUUAUGUUACUUGCCUGGUACGUAACUGUUGUAUUAAAAUUUGAUUCAUCUUCAAAUAAAACAAUGUUACUACUUCA